UGAGUAAGUGAUAGAUAAGAUACGCGACGACACGAAAGUGAAUUUAUAACCCAAAAACCGCAAACAGAAUCUUCUCCUUCUUAAUUUCCAUUCACAUUUUCUCACCCAAAGAAACCCAAAUUUAUUUUCUCUCUCCCCAAACAACAAACACAUCUCUUCCACACCUCAUAUACAUAAUAUUAUUUAUAAAUUAAGAAAUCGCUCACUUUACCCUCUCUCUCUAUAUGAUAUAUUAAUUCAUAGAUCUUACCACUUUCGUUCUCAUUUCGCCUCCUUUCCCCUCUGCUUCAACAGAUAACCAAAGGGCACGAAAAGAAAAGAAACCAUAGGAAGGAAAGACAACAAAUUUUGAGAGGAAACAACCAAGAAUCGAAAAUGGGUUCGGUUCCACCAGAACUGAGCUGGAAUUUUAGACCCACUUUUGUACCCAAAACGAUCAGUAGUUUCCUCAACGAGCUUUCACUAAUCGGAAACGUUUCUGACAAGGUUUCAAAACUCGUCGCUUUUGUUAAACGGUUGGAAGAAGAAAUGAAAAAGAUCGAUGCUUUUAAACGUGAACUUCCUCUCUGCAUGCUCCUUCUCCGCGAUGCCAUUGUAGCUUUGAAGGAGGAGUUAGUGCAAUACAUGCCUAGAACCGUUGAGCCAGUUUUAGAAGAAUUUAUUCCUUUGAAGAACAAGAAGGAAAAUAAUCAAACUGAAGAAGAUGGUGCCUUAAUCACCGAAAAAAAGGAAAAAGAUUCUAACAAUAACGACAACUGCUAUAAUAAUAAGGACAAGAAAAAUUGGAUGAGUUCUGUUCAGCUUUGGAAUACUGAUGAAGAUGAUUUUUGUUCCAUCGAUAGAAAACUAGAUUCUAAGAAGAGAAACGUUGGAGAUUCAUCUCAAGGAUGUAAAAACAAGGGAGGAGCGACAGUGUUUAUGCCAUUCAAGGUGGAUUUGGGUUUUGCAGUGAGGAAGGAAGAGAAAGAGGAGAUACCGCUAACGUUUUUGACCCCUGGAAUCAAGAAUGUGAGAGAUGAAUCAUGUUCAACGCGGUCAAGGACAAGUUGUAGCGGGGCAGUUUCUUCUUCUGCCCCCAAUGCUCAGUUAAAUUUUCGGUCCUUACCACAGCCGUUGUCUCAACGCCAGCAGCAACAACAGCAGACUGCUAGGAAGCAAAGGAGAUGCUGGUCACCUGAGUUGCAUCGCCAGUUCAUCAAUGCCUUGCAGCAAUUAGGAGGCUCUCAAGUGGCCACUCCUAAGCAGAUUAGGGAACUUAUGCAAGUAAAUGGCUUGACCAAUGAUGAAGUUAAGAGUCAUUUGCAGAAAUACCGACUUCACACAAGAAGACUUCCGCUAUCCACUACCAGCCCUGCAAAUCAAUCAGUCGUUUUGGGGAGUGGUCUGUGGAUGUCCGAAUAUAAGUACGGAGAGUCCUCGAAGGGAAGCAGUUCCCUGUUCGGUUCUCCUCAAGGACCUCUUCAGCUAGACAUAAACACCACAGGGAACUCCACUCCAGGAGGUGACAGCAUGGAAGAUGAUGAAGAUGCAAAAUCAGAAAGUUAUAGCUCGAAAGGCAAUAUUCACAAACCCGGUAAAGAUGAUGUAGAGAGAGUUAUUCCACCAUGAAUUCCGCCAUCAUAAAAAUUACA
This is a messenger RNA of Hibiscus syriacus, 1631 nucleotides long. Its product is annotated as transcription factor HHO6-like. The record is from RefSeq and is a predicted model, not a curated record. Gene Ontology annotation, biological process: regulation of DNA-templated transcription. The coding region runs from base 376 to 1608 and encodes 410 amino acids. The transcript is spliced from 5 exons. NCBI's taxonomy places the organism in Eukaryota, Viridiplantae, Streptophyta, Magnoliopsida, Malvales, Malvaceae. Gene Ontology annotation, molecular function: DNA-binding transcription factor activity; DNA binding.